GCCGUGAGGGGAGCGCCCGGGGCAGCGCUGCCUCCGCCGCCGAGCAGCCGGGGCGCCCCGCCGCCAGCAACGCCCCCGGGGCGGGCGGGAGCAGCGCGGAGGAGCAGCGCCGUGCGGCGGCGGCGGAGGAGGAGGCGGCGGCCGCCGCGGGGAGAGGAGGAGGAGGAGGAAAGUUGGUGCGCCCGGCAGCGGACUGCGGAGAGCCGCCGCCGCCCCGGCCCGGAUGUGCCCCCGCCGCCGCCGCCUCCAGCACCGGGAGGGGAAGGACGGAGCGGAGCGCCGCUGGCAGCGGGGAGCCGGCGGCGGGCGGUAACACCUGGAGAAUCUGCGGAUUGACGCCGUGCCCUGCUGGAUCCGUGGGGAUUGUGGUGAGACCUUAAAGAAGUCCAAAAAGAGCGUCAGGUCAAACGGCAAGGCGCCAGGAUGCUCUGAGGCAGUGCCCCUGGCCCUGAAGAAGAAGAUGGCCGCAGAACUUUACCCUGCCAACACCAAUAUCGCCAACAGCAACGCCGCCGCCGCCGCCGGCAGCAAGAAGCCCGCGCUGCAGCUGCAGCAGAGCGCGCAGCCGCCCCCGCCGCCCCAGCUCCAGAACCUCAACAACAACAACUUGGAGAGCGCCAGCUGGCAGUCGUGCCACCCCACGCUGCGCGAGAGGAACGCGCUGAUGUUCAAUAACGAGCUCAUGGCUGACGUCCACUUCAUCGUGGGCCCGCCGGGGGCAUCCAAGAAAGUUCCUGCCCAUAAGUACGUGCUGGCAGUGGGCAGCUCCGUCUUCUACGCUAUGUUUUACGGCGAUCUCGCCGAGGUCAAAUCCGAAAUCCAUAUCCCAGAUGUGGAACCCGCAGCCUUUCUAAUCCUAUUAAAAUACAUGUACAGCGAUGAGAUAGACCUGGAAGCCGACACGGUGCUGGCGACGCUCUACGCUGCCAAGAAGUACAUCGUGCCGGCCCUGGCGAAGGCGUGCGUCAACUUUCUGGAGACGAGCUUGGAGGCAAAGAACGCUUGUGUCCUGCUGUCCCAGAGCCGGCUCUUCGAGGAGCCAGAGCUGACGCAGCGCUGCUGGGAGGUGAUCGAUGCUCAGGCCGAGAUGGCGCUCAAGUCGGAAGGGUUCUGCGAGAUCGACCUGCAGACGCUGGAGAUCAUCGUGACGCGGGAGGCCCUCAACACCAAGGAGGUGGUGGUGUUUGAGGCCGUUCUCAACUGGGCGGAGGCAGAGUGCAAGAGGCAGGGGCUGCCGGUGACGCCACGCAACAAGAGGAACGUGUUGGGGAAAGCGCUGUACUUGGUGCGGAUCCCCACGAUGACUUUGGAAGAGUUCGCCAACGGGGCGGCCCAGUCUGACAUCCUCACGCUGGAGGAGACGCACAACAUAUUCCUGUGGUACACGGCUGCCAACAAACCCAAACUCGAGUUUCCGCUGACAAAAAGGAAAGGACUGGUGCCGCAGCGCUGCCAUCGCUUUCAGUCGUCCGCGUACCGCAGUAACCAGUGGAGGUACCGGGGGCGGUGCGACAGUAUUCAGUUUGCUGUAGACAAACGGAUAUUUAUAGCGGGACUGGGAUUGUAUGGGUCGAGUUGUGGCAAAGCUGAAUACAGCGUCAAAAUUGAACUGAAGCGCUUAGGAGUUGUCCUUGCUCAGAAUCUGACAAAGUUUACCUCCGACGGCUCCAGUAAUACCUUCUCGGUGUGGUUUGAGCACCCGGUGCAGGUCGAGCAGGACACGUUUUACAAUGUAAGUGCCAUUCUGGACGGCAAUGAGCUCAGUUACUUCGGGCAGGAGGGAAUGACUGAAGUGCAGUGCGGGAAAGUGACCUUCCAGUUCCAGUGCUCCUCGGACAGCACCAACGGGACUGGGGUACAAGGAGGACAAAUCCCUGAGCUCAUUUUCUAUGCAUGAUGCAUUUCACCUUGAUUGUAUUCCAGUACUGCAACGCUGCACAUUAAGGGAUUCUUCGGUUUUACUACAGAACUGUACAGCAGUAUGGAAUGUUACGCUACUUACCUAUCUGCUACAUCAUGCUAUACCCAAUAAGUGAAGGAAUGCUCUUGAAUUUAAUCUUAUUUUAUUUAUUCAUAAGCUAUUUGACUUAAUUAAGACUGCAGUGAGCAGAAAAAUGUUAAAUUUUGCACAUACAGUGCAUUUAUUUUGUAUAUAGAUAACUAACUUGCAGACUGCAGCUGACUCAAACAGAAUGUUCUAAACUAGAGCAGUUUAUGAAUCGGUGAAAUAUAAAACAUUUCUACUUGCCCUAAA
This is a messenger RNA of Lagopus muta (rock ptarmigan), 2254 nucleotides long. RefSeq names its product BTB domain containing 6 (gene BTBD6). Gene Ontology annotation, molecular function: protein binding. Gene Ontology annotation, cellular component: cytosol. Gene Ontology annotation, biological process: neurogenesis. NCBI's taxonomy places the organism in Eukaryota, Metazoa, Chordata, Aves, Galliformes, Phasianidae. The transcript has 5 exons. The record is from RefSeq and is a predicted model, not a curated record. Bases 461 to 1897 code for a protein of 478 amino acids.